AAACAAGCAGGAAACAGGAAAUGUUCACGUUUCAAGGAGGCUGAAGCCCAGCACAGCAUCAUGACCGAGCCGAGGCGAGCUGACAUGAAGGCUCCCCCGGCUGCGCUUGUCUUUGCGCUGGCGCUCGCGCUCAUCCGCACCGGCCGGGGUAAUCAUGAGGACCCAGAACUGUCAACAUAUACAACCCCAGAAGAGGAAGGAACAGAUGAAGAGACUAUUUCAAGCACAUUUGCUGCAGUGACCACAGAAACACUCACUGCAGAUACGAAUUCUACCCUCCUUGAUACUGGGGAGGCAAAUCAGUUACAGUUUACAUUAAUGGUGUUGAUCCCGUUGAUUUUAUUGGUCCUCUUACUUUUAUCAGUGGUACUCUUUGGAACCUACUAUAAAAGAAAAAGAACUAAGAAAGAGCCUUCUAGCCAAGGAUCUCAGAGUGCUUUACAGACAAAUGAACUGGGAAGUGAAAACGUGAAAGUCCCUAUUUUUGAGGAAGACACACCCUCUGUUAUGGAAAUAGAAAUGGAAGAGCUUGACAAAUGGAUGAACAGCAUGAAUAGAAAUGCUGACUAUGAAUGUUUACCUACUUUAAAGGAAGAAAAGGAAUCAAACCACAACCCAAGUGACAAUGAAUCCUAAAGCUGAAUGGUGCUAAUGUUUUCCAAGAGAAGCAGCCCCUGAGGGAGCGUGCUAGGCCUGCCAACAGAGGAUGAAGAGGAUACUAAUUCAAUUAAUUUCAAAUAACAUAGACACAAGAGCCUUUUGCUAUUUCUUCCAACACCCACUCUUCAUGAUGAUGGCAUCACCUGUACUUGGAGCGACUCAGAAGUACUAGGAAAAGGCCUGGCUGACGUCCACCGCUGCCUCUGAGGGUGGAGAAGGAGUCAUAAGCUGCAUUCGCUUCUAAUCAGUGUGCAUUCCCUCCUCCUAGCCAACGGCUAGCUGUACUCAAUCAGCCAUUCGCUCUAAGCCCUUGUUACCUUCCUGCUUCAUUCCUUACGGUAUAAAUCAGGAAACUGUGUUUAAUCUAUGAUUUCCUUCUGUGUCACCUCGUUACAUAACUAGCUUUGGAUAAGUUCUUCUGAUUGUUCAAGUCCUGUGAUAGAUAAACCACAUUCCGCAAGAACUUUUCUCAAGGAGAGUUACGUCAUGGAAAAGACUCCAAAUACAGCUAGUAUUUCAGUGUAUACAACACCCAAGGAUUGGUAGACUCACUUCUCUCUGCCAAGAAGAAGCAGCGUGAGAAUCCUCAGCCGUGAUGCAAGGUUGUUGGGGGACUAUGAACCCUGACCUUGACCAGGCCCUGCUACCCUUGGGGACUUCUUGGGAGAACAAGGAAUCUUCCAUGAAAAAGCAAAUGUUUUCCUUCUCAGCUAAAAUUUCCUCUAAUUAACAUUUCCCUACGCUCAUGCUUGUUCUUGCCCACCUCCCUUGCAUGUGCUAUGUGCGUGGGGAGUAUGCAGGUGGGGUCAUCUGUCAGCCUGUCUAUGUCUCUGAGAUCUUCAAAGUUUAAAACAAACAAAACAGGAGUAGGAAAUACCUGUGCUGUGGCAGAUAUUAUUCAUCGCACUCAGUGUUCUUCCCUUCAAGCUGGGACAGGGCUCAGUGUCCUCCCCAGCACAGCGCUCAGGAGGUCCCCAUCUGCCCCUCAGAGAGACAUCAUCUUACAUGAUGUCUGCUGACCUCUUUGAGCUGGAAGCCAUAGCGCAAAAUACAGAAGGGCCCAUCCAUCACUCCACUCACCAAAAAUCAAUCUCCAUUUAAAUCUUAAUUUUCUAAUCCUGGCCUUUAAAGCAGUCUAGCAAAUUGGGAGUCCUCAGCUGUUCUGGGACACCCAACAUUUUAUUCCGGGAGAGCAAUAAAGAAUGAAAAUUUUAUCUAUCUUACUAUCCACAUAUAAAUGAAGGAGAUGAGGUUAGCCAAACAUUUGCUGCUGAAUUUUGGGUCUUGUGUUUGAAAGAUUGCCUUAAUGCAUAACAAAAGCUAUGUUUCCUCCCACUGUUUAGAGUUCCUUUAACAAGGAACCCGAAUGGUGAAGUGGUUAAGUGCUUGGCUGCUAACCAGAAGGUCUGUGGUUCAAACCCACCAGCUGCUCUGUGGGAGAAAGAUGUGGCAGUCUGCUUCAGUAAAGAUUAUAGCCUUGGAAACCCUGUGGCUCAGUUCUACUCUGUCCUUGGCAAUGGGUUUGGUUUUUUUGGUUUAACAAAUACUUGUCUUCAGAACUACACUGAUAAUUUAAAGGCAGUGUUCCAGGCCAGCGAGGUCUUUCCACAGAGUGGAGUAUUACAAAUACUGGUUUGUGUUUAAGGCUCAAUCACUGUUAUCAUGUUAUCCUGGGACUGCAGAAAGCUUUAGCUGAAGACAGCCUUCAUGCUAUAGAGCGUCUAUAGAUUGUCUGUCAUAUUCUCAUGUGCACAUUCUACUAUGGCAUUUGUAUUUUCACUGCUGUUUUCCAUACUCAUACUCAGCUUGUGGUCCACAGUGACUCAGAAAUUUAUGCCAAAAUCCCUCGUCUAUUUUUCUGCCUAUGCUUGUUACUUUAAGUUUGUUUCCUGUCCAUGUUUUGAUUCUCAGAGAGUCUCAGUUUGCUUCUUCCUCCCUCUGAGUCCCUAAGAUCUUUGCUGACCACUUAGGCCUUUACAGCUUGAUCCCACCCUGUUAAAUAAUGAACUUUUAAAGUUCAGAGAAGUAUAAGGGUUCCUGGAAUCCUAUUUUGAUUAAGCAGUAUUUUGUGAUACAAUAAAAAUAUUCUCAUUCAGUUUUUAAAAUAACUUCGAAUCCCAGAAGAAGUAAACUUCACCAACAUGUCAUUGGGUUUAUAUCUGAGCAACACGCUAACUUCUGUAAUUGUACAGUAGAAGAACAUUUUUUAAAAGAUAGUUUAUUCUGGCAAAAUAUAUAAAUUUAGUAUGGGUCAAAACAGUGAAAGAUGAACUCCAGCACCCUGUAUCUUUUUACUGCUAUUCAAUAUAUAAAAAACGAAACCCAUUGCCAUGGAGUGGAUGCCGACUGAUAGUGACUCAGUCUGUAUUGGUCAUGUAUUUAUGACAAUUUCAAGAAUUGCUUUUAAGCCAAAACUUAAUAUUAUGUUUCAGAUUAUUGUCAAUGAAAAUCUCAUCAAUUUGCUCUAAUUGGGUAGCCAAUCAGAACAAAAUCUGGCUUUAGACUAUUUUAAAGAUAUGUAUGUUUCAUUGCACUUUUGUACAUUUUAAGCAAACUACGGUAGGCUACCAACAUGCCUAGUAGAACUUCUCAGGAAACUUGUUUUAAUAAAUAUGUAAAAGUACUGAUGUGUUACUCAUAACCCAAUAAUGUGAACUCCUCUCUCAGGGAAGGUUGUUGUUACCCAAAUGGGUGCACACAGCUAUGGGGAACUAGCAUGGAUCAGCCUUGAUAUCCAUGGGGUGACAGAUGCUGCUGCUCAUGGCCCUAUAACUCCAGCAAUGUGGAUGGAUGCUUUAAAAAGUGCUUUUGUCUGUUCUUUUAUUUUCGUUGUUUAAACUAUCAAUUCCCGCCAUCUCUGGAGGAAGCGUUAUGGUGAAUAAACAUAAAACAUAGACUUUAGUUUCAACUUCUGUCAGAGUUAAUACAAAUCCUGGAUGUAGUGGAGGGAUAAGAUAAGGCUUCACACUGAGAAUCUACUGCUAAAGUCCUUAUUGUGGGGGAAACAUCUAAAUUUUAUACUGAAUUUAACACAUGGGACUUUUUCACACUCAGAAGACACUCAGGAUAAAUUCUGGAGUUUGUAUUUCAUGUCUAUAAAAGACAGUCUAGAGGAGCUUUCCCUCAUAGACGGCAUUUCCGUGAUGUUACAAUAACUAGAAGAGUCACUAUACAUUAGUGUGAAGUGGAAUCAAAUUGGUUAUUAAUAAUUGCCUAACCCAAAUAACUAAUUGCCUGAACUAUUUCUUUUUUUAAGCAGCUCUUUGGCAUUGCCUUGAUAGUAUCUCCUCUGGAGCCACAGUUUUCUUUUCCUCUUAGUUCUGGUGGCGGUGGGCAUUUGCAGAUACUGGUUUUUUAUUUCCACCCUAUUACCUUUUCUAAAUAACAUGUCAUGUUCAACUCUAUAGAUGCUUUGAUCUCUUUCUGAAAUGAUCUUUUAAGAAAUUAAAUGUCUAAACCAAAGUGAUAAAAAUAAUAUGAAGAUUUCAAUUUCAGUGCAAUUACAAGAUUAGAAGUACAAUGUAGAACUAUUUAAGAUAGCCAAAGGCACACAGAUUUUUUUCAAAAUUGAAAUUCAGGUACAGAAGUUUCAGUUAGUCAUACUUCCGAGUUUACAUCACAUUAUCUAUCACCAUUGGCCUUUGGUACUUUGUAAAUAAGUGAUUGGACUUUUUACAAAAAGCAUAUUCUUCAUACUUUAUUUCUUGGGUCUGCAUGGAAAGGACUAAUGGAUGACAUGUAGAUACUGCACACAGUAAGCCACGUUUUUCCAGUGUAAAAAUCAGUUGAGAGUCAUCAUUGCAUUACUCUGAUUUAGCUGAAACCCUUGGGUUGUAAAUAACGUCAGGAACAUGUGAAAACUCUGCAUGUUUAAUAAAUGCCAGCUUUCAGAAAGAGCAGGGAUUGUAGUUAUUCAAAAAGUUAAAAAGCAAUCUGGUAGACCACUAGUAACUUAAUAUGUGUGUAUUUUGUAUUUAAAGUUAAGUGAAAACAAUAAAAAAUAUUGUCUUCGAUGUGCUUUCAUUUUACAAGUAAUGUAAAUAUUUCCUCAGGAGGUUAGUAAGAUCAUUAGAUGUCCUAUUAAUCCCCUGAAUUUUAAAUUAUGCCUUGUAAGCCUCAUAAAAAAUCGUCCCAUUGCUACUGAUUAGAACUGAUUUGUAAAACUAUAAAACUUUUAAGACUGAUUGAAGAUUUAAAAUUUUUUUCUCCUACGCUAUUUGCAGAGAAUAAUAUAUAUAACAGAAUUUUCCUUGGUUACUUAUAGCUUUAUAAAUGUCAGGUAUACAUGUAUAUAUAUGUAUAAAUUAUUCUCAGCUGCAUGUGUUUGAUAGAAAUAAGUACAUAUAUGUUUGUACGCUAAGUUACUCUUUUAGCAGUGAUAGAUUGAAAAGCAUUUCUAAAUUUCAUUGAAAAGUAAAGCACUAUAAGAUAGGAGGAAAGAAUAUCUCCUACACUACCUUCUAUGUAAUUAAUGUAUGUCAAUAUUUAGAAUAAAUGUUUAUUUGAAGGCAAGGUAAUUGUUUACUAAAAUGUUUUUUACUGAGAGUAAAAGAGUGAGAUAUGCUUCCUUCCAAAGGAAAAUCCUUUUAACUUAACUUUUGUGAAUAUGAAAGAGAAGACCUGUUACCUUUAUAAAUGUACUCUUUUGAUCCAUAUACCUCUUUAAAUAAAUGAAACAAUACCCUAUUCAAAGAGUUCUUAUAGAAUUGAAUCUGCUUUCUACAUGAUUGUCUAGCCUGAAAAUUAAUUGGAUUUUUUUGUAUAUCUAAAAGAUACUAUUACAUAUUCUUGUCUUUUUUGUUCCUUACAAAACAUUUUUAAAUUGAAGAAUGGAAUUUUAAUUGUCUAUGGGAAUGUAAUGAAAAAAAAUUUUUAUUAAAAAUGAGAAAAUCUUAGAUAUAAAACCAUCUCUUUUUCCUGAUUACUCACUUCUCUCCAUGCCUUUAAUGUUAAUGUCAGCUUCUACACCCUGACAUUUUAACAGUGAGUGCAAGGCUGAAAGGCAGAUUCGUAACAUAAUAUUCAGACUUCCUUGAAUAAGGAUGUGUUCUUGCACCAUUUAGCACAUCAACAAACAACAGCCAGGACGUUCCUCCUGAAGGGCCCAGCUAAGGGAAAACCUGGUCAACAUGGCAUCAAUAUAUCCCUACAGUCUGCUGUAGGGUCUGUUUCUUUCCUACUUUAACCAGAACUUACUUAGUGAUGGGAUGGUUAGCCUGGAGAUGGCAUGGACAGUCCCACAGAGUUAGAGAAAUGAUGCUAAGAGAAAACAAUAAUCUUGACUAGCACUUAGUAUGUGUAUCACUUAGGAAUUAAUUUCAGCCUCUAGUAUUAGAGACACAAAAUAAAGUUGAUUUAAACAAGUUUUUGUUUUUUCCCUCACACAUAGAGACGUAAGCAGUCUAGGGCUGGUAUGGUGGCUCUAUGAUCAUCGACUAUGUUCCUUCCAACUUUCCCCACCUUCAUUAGCGCAAGGCUCCCAUCCUCAGGGUCACCACAUGAUCCAAGUGGUUGCCGUAGCUCCAGCCAUGAUAUUUACAAGAAGAAGGAGAGAGAGAGGGAAAUAGCAUGAGGGUGAGUCUCCCAAUGAGGUCAACCACUUUUAAGGAGUCUUCCUGCCAAUCCAACGACAGAGCUCUGACUACCUCUCUUUGGCCAUCCCAUGUGCAAGGCUGCAGGGAGAUGGUUGGGUACACUGUCACAUCCAACAAGAAGGGGUUCUGUUGUGAAGGACAAAGUGGUGAAAGAAUAUUGGGCAUCUGAUGAAGUAGCAACCUUGGCCACAAGAUGCUAAGCAUUUAACAUUUAUCAUCUCAUUGUAAUCCUCAUAAUAUAUUUAUGAGGUAGUUUUAGAGAACUUAAUAACUUGCUCCAUGUCUCUACAACUCCAAAGCACAGGCUUUUAACAACUGUACUAUACUGGCCAGUAAUAAGCAAUAGGAAAAUGUUUAUGAAGGUUUCAAUCAUUGUCAAGAGGCCUGAAGGUGGGCACAGCCUGAGAUCAGAAGUAGCAGUGACUGCGGGACAGCAACACAGGCAGGACUCCAAGUCCAGAAGAAAUGGUAUCUAUCCCAUGGUAAGAAAAAAAGCCAGGGCUUGGAAGAGAGGUGAUAAGGAAAGAACCUAGUUUCUUGACCUACAUAAUAUUAAGGGUUGGGCCACCAGGAGAAAAAAAUAAAAUGCCUACUUACUAGAGCUGAGAUAACAAGAUAUUAGUUGUACUCUUUAAAGUUGCAAUGGAUAGGCAUACCCAGAUACUCUGAGAAACAGGCAUUCAGUGCUAGAAUCUGACAUAAUAUCACCUCUUUCACGGCCAUAGCUACUCUGGUUUUCAGCACACCAAAAUCUAGUGUGUACAUAGGACUUGUGUAGAAGAGGAAACUCAGCAUUGUCUGGGAUUUAGCCUGAGUUCAAGUGACCCACCUCUGGGUGUACCAGCAUUCAUGCUUCCCAAGAGAGAAAAUAUGAUUGGGUUGGUGUUCCAGUCAACUAUUACUGCCUAACAAACCACCUCAAAAUUCAGUAGCUUAAAACAACAACACUCAUUUAUUUUGCCCAUGAGUGCAAUUCGAGUAUGGCUCAGCAGGAAUGGUUCAUCUCUGCUCCACAUAGCAUCAGCUGAACAGCUUCAUUUGGGCUCAGUCUACUUUCAAGAUGGCUCACUCAUAUGCUGGCAAGUUGGUGCUGGCUGUUGGGUCAGAGCUCAGCCAGGACUGUGGGUCAGGGGCCUUCAUUCCUAUUCAUGUGGGCCUUUCCAUGGACUUCUUGGGCUUCCUGACAGCAUGCUGGUUGGGUUCCAAGACCAAGUGUCCCAAGGGAACAAAGUAGAAAUACAGAGUAUUUUUAUAACCUGGACUCAGAAGUCACAUAGCAACACAUCUACCAUACUCUAUUGGUCAAGGCCGUCACAAAGUCUACCCAGGUUCAAGGGGAAAGGGGACACAAACCCCAGCAUUCAAUAGAAAGACUGUCAAGGUGUGAAAAAA
Messenger RNA from Trichechus manatus latirostris (Florida manatee), 7646 nucleotides. RefSeq names its product transmembrane protein 154 (gene TMEM154). The record is from RefSeq and is a predicted model, not a curated record. The transcript has 7 exons. Lineage: Eukaryota; Metazoa; Chordata; Mammalia; Sirenia; Trichechidae. Bases 61 to 636 code for a protein of 191 amino acids.